AUGAAUCGUCAACAAGGACCAGGUCAACCCUUACGGAACCUGACAAACACUACUCAACCUCGCAACACCACUCCCGGUAGCAGGCUGAUAACAAGCAAAUCCGGAGCUUGGGGCUCAAAUACCUCUCAACCAUUACCACAGCCGAAUGAUGCUGCCAGUAGCUGGGCUCAAGCCAUGAAUCCUCGCUCGAAUAACCAACCUCUCGACCUUUCCUCUUCCUCCUUUCCAAGUCUAGCUGGUGGUAGUGUGCAAGCACAAGCCCCAGGAGCUCCAUCUAGUCAAUGGCAUUCAGGACCUCCAGCGGCACGCGAACCAUCGCAGCCACAGAGUUCUCGAAACAUCCAGCAAAGACAACCACCGAUAUCCUCCCAACGUGACCAGAAUUAUGGCAGCGAGUUCUCCUCCCCAAUAGAUCAACCAUCAUCGAGGUUUCAGCUACCGAGAGGGGCACCGCCAGGGUUAGCACCUAUAGAUGGCAUGUCUCCUGACAGCACCAUACAAUCCAGAAAGACUCCAACAUCCCAAAUGGUGAACGGAAGCAUAGGACAAGAGCGUACGAACGGUGACCAAAAGAGUCAAUCACCCACAUCAGCGAUACAGGGACAAGGUAGACCGAAAGAUAUGUUCGCUGGCCCCGAACCAAUGUCCCCAAUAACACAACAGGACCAGACGAUGGAGUCACUGCUCAGUGGGUUGUCAGAAAAGGAUAAAUGGGGCAUGGCAGGCUGGCAAGCACUUCACGAAGGGCCAGGAGCUGAGUUCAAAGCAUUGACGCGGCAACAAGACCAGGCUGCAUUCGAGCACUACUCAGCAUCGGGUCAACCGUUACUGCGGACGUAUACAGGACCUUUUGCACCACCCAACGCCUUCCCACCUCGACCACUAGAUACCGAUUACACGAUACCCGAUUGCUACAUCGUGCAGAAUGUAGCUCCGAUCCAGCAGAGGAUAAGUGGUUUUACUGAAGACACGUUGUUCUACAUUUUCUACACGAGUCCCAAGGACAUCAUCCAGGAGGAAGUGGCGACUGAGCUGAUGUCUCGGAAAUGGCGCUUUCACAUGAAGGAAAAGAUGUGGUUGACCAGAGAUGACACGACACAGAAUCCUCAAAUACUGGAGAAGGACGUGUGUGAGCAGGGCUACUACAUCUGGUGGGACUAUCGAAAUUGGAAACGAAUCAGGAAGAUGUACAUCCUGCGAUACGAGGAUCUUGAUGAUCACCUGAGCGGAGGUCGUAGUUUAGCUAUGCCUGGUCUCUUUCAAGGCGGGUUCGGUCCUGUGGGAGUCAUGAACGGCGGGAGUGGUACUGGCCCUUUCAACGCUGUGCCUGGACUCGAGAGAAUGGCUGCUUUAGGCGGCAGAUUCUAG
Lithohypha guttulata is the source of this 1368-nucleotide messenger RNA. It is a transcript of the gene CDC36, whose product is annotated as transcriptional regulator. The record is from RefSeq and is a predicted model, not a curated record. The coding region runs from base 1 to 1368 and encodes 455 amino acids. Gene Ontology annotation, biological process: regulation of DNA-templated transcription; nuclear-transcribed mRNA poly(A) tail shortening. Gene Ontology annotation, cellular component: P-body; CCR4-NOT core complex. The transcript has 2 exons. NCBI's taxonomy places the organism in Eukaryota, Fungi, Ascomycota, Eurotiomycetes, Chaetothyriales, Trichomeriaceae.